Melampsora larici-populina 98AG31 is the source of this 1179-nucleotide messenger RNA. RefSeq lists its product as uncharacterized. Bases 151 to 825 code for a protein of 224 amino acids. The record is from RefSeq and is a predicted model, not a curated record. The transcript is spliced from 5 exons. NCBI's taxonomy places the organism in Eukaryota, Fungi, Basidiomycota, Pucciniomycetes, Pucciniales, Melampsoraceae.
AACAGUUGAAACCUACUUUGGAAGGAACUUGUUUACAAAACCAAUCGAACUCGAAAUCGAAGGAUACAAAACCAUUCGAAACCAUUCGAAACUUGAACCUAAUCCUUUGAAUCGUUCUUGGUCAUUAAAGAUAAAGAAAGGACUAUCAAGAUGUCAAUGAAUUUAAAGAAAUCUAAUAAUCCGAUCGAUUUAUAUUUCCAUGCUUUAUUCACUCGACCUAUGCUUACUAAAUCGAUCACUGCUGCACUUCUAGGUUAUUAUCAAGAAAUCUUAGCACGAAAACUUGCUGGUCUUAAUCGACCUUCGAAAUCGUCUCAUCCGCAAUUAAAUUAUCUUCAAUCUUUAGGGUUCAAUAUCGAUGCACUCAAACUGGCAGGAUUUGGCGGUCUUGUUGCCGCACCUUCGACCCAUAUACUUCAGGUGAUGCUAUAUGCCAUACUGGCGAAACUCGAAGGUAGAAAUAGUACGGUUUCGAAGGCGAGACAAUCACCAUCUUUUGUUUCCAAGUUUGGUCUUUUAUUGGGUUCGAUCCUCUUUGUUAGCCCGAUUCAAAAUACUAUCUAUAUCAUCUCGAUGGCUAUCUUAAAUGGCGCAAGAUCAGUCAAAGAGAUCAAAGCAGCUUGGAAGCGAGGUUUUCCAAAACUCACUCAACUCAACUUGCUCGUUGCUCCAAUCUCAGGUAUCUUUGCUGCUCGUUUCCUUCGUCCUCGUGGUACAUUUGCUUUUUUCACUUUACUUCAAUUCUCUCUUGCACUCUAUUUCAAUCAAUUAUCUAAAAAACUUAGACUUAAAGCUAAAGGUCCUCGAACACCUCGAUCUGACUAAAGACCAAAGUUCAAAACUCCGAGGGGAAAAAUGUCUUGAUUACUAUAUACUACUCAGCAUCGGACUUGUGUAAUCAGUCAAAAGAAAAUCACGGUCUUGGAUAAGUGAUGUCUUUGCUUGGUUUUAUGUUUGCUUGGAUUGUGGAUCAAACCUUCAUGGAGGUGUUCUAUUUCUCGAAUCUUUUUUUUCUCAUUCAAUAUCAAGUUGAAUACUUUUUUUUUCGGUAUUUAUUCUUUAAAUUCCGAUUUGGUAGUGUUUUUGGUUUCUUUUUGAUUGUUUUAUCACUCAUUAAUUGGUUUAAAAAUCUUGGAUAUAACAGAGUAUGAUUGAAAUUGAAUUUUAUUUUUCUUUUGC